AUGAGUGUAACACCCCCAGAUACCGAUGAUCCUGUCGACGUUGGCGACGAGAGUCAGACAGAAUGCGAGUUUAAUGGAGAUCUUCGGCACAUCUACGGCGUGAAAUCAUCCAUCGCAUCGUAUGCCUUUCUCGUAGGCAACCCCAAAUACAGCGAUUUCGAGAUCCUCGCCGGCGACAAGGUCUUUCCCGCCCACAAAGCGAUCGUCUGCUCGCAGUCGGAGUUCUUUGCCAAAGUCUUCGAUUCUCACUUUUCCGUUGGUUCUUCAACUCUUCUCCUUGAUGUCGACAUGGCUAAUAUUUAG
This is a messenger RNA of Aspergillus clavatus NRRL 1, 303 nucleotides long. Its product is annotated as BTB/POZ domain-containing protein. The record is from RefSeq and is a predicted model, not a curated record. Bases 1 to 303 code for a protein of 100 amino acids. Gene Ontology annotation, molecular function: protein binding. NCBI's taxonomy places the organism in Eukaryota, Fungi, Ascomycota, Eurotiomycetes, Eurotiales, Aspergillaceae. The transcript is spliced from 2 exons.